This is a messenger RNA of Agrilus planipennis (emerald ash borer), 1324 nucleotides long. It is a transcript of the gene STUB1, whose product is annotated as E3 ubiquitin-protein ligase CHIP. Gene Ontology annotation, molecular function: protein-folding chaperone binding; ubiquitin protein ligase activity. The transcript has 6 exons. Gene Ontology annotation, biological process: protein quality control for misfolded or incompletely synthesized proteins; positive regulation of proteolysis; protein polyubiquitination. The record is from RefSeq and is a predicted model, not a curated record. Gene Ontology annotation, cellular component: cytoplasm; Z disc. Lineage: Eukaryota; Metazoa; Arthropoda; Insecta; Coleoptera; Buprestidae. Bases 311 to 1174 code for a protein of 287 amino acids.
UAUUUUGUUGUGGUAAUUGCAUACGUUUGACGUUUGCUUGUGUAUCGGCCUUUAUCCCAUAAAAAUACAACAGUAAUCCCUUUAAUAAAUACUAAAAUAGAACUAAUACGUUCGAAAAGCUUAUUUUUCCGGCAUUGUUAACAUUUUAAAGUGAAAUGGAUUCAGUAAUACGUUAGUCAUUCUAAUUGAAUUCGUUGGUUGUUUAAAAUCUAUUUUUUUAUUUUUGUUAUGGAUUCAGUUCGUUUUUUAUAAAAUGAUUUCUAGAACAAUUUUAUUAAUGUGUUGAUGUUCAAAAUACAUAUCAUUUAAGAUGAGUAAACAUAUGUAUUCGACUGCCAAUUUAACAGAUAAAGAACUGAAAGAACAAGGAAAUCGAAUGUUUAGCAUGAGAAAAUAUGAGGAUGCUAUUAAUUGCUAUACAAAGGCCAUUAUAAAAAAUCCGGAUGUAGCCCAAUAUUUCACUAAUCGAGCACUAUGUCAUUUGAAAUUAUUGAGAUGGGAUCAAGCCUGUACUGACUGCAGAAGAGCACUUGAUAUGGAUAAUAAUUUAGUAAAGGGGCAUUUUUUUCUAGGACAGGCUUUGGUAGAAAUGGAGAUUUAUGAUGAAGCAGUAAAACAUUUGCAAAGAGCAUUUGAUUUAUCAAAAGAACAAAAAUUGAAUUUUGGUGAUGAUAUAGCUUCAGCACUUAGAGCAGCCAGAAAAAAGCGUUUUGCUAUUUUAGAAGAAAAGCGAAUAGCUCAGGAAAUAGAAUUACAGACGUAUCUUAAUCGUUUAUUAGUUGAAGAUAGAGACAGUCAAAUAACCAAACUAAUGAAAGAGGAAUCAGAUGAAGAAGUCAUUCAGGAAUGUGUGAAGGAAAUUGAAGAAAGAUGUGAAGUUUAUACAAAUGAACUAAAUAUGCUUUUUGCAAAAGUUGAUGAAAAGAGAAGGAAAAGGGAAGUACCUGAUUAUUUGUGUGGAAAGAUAAGUUUUGAAAUUCUUCAAGAACCAGUUAUCACACCUAGUGGUAUAACAUAUGAAAAAAAGGAUAUCGAGGAACACUUACAAAGGGUAGGCCAUUUUGAUCCAGUUACUCGAGUUAAACUUACUCAAGAUCAGUUAAUUCCUAAUUUUGUUAUGAAAGAAGUCGUUGAUGCAUUCAUUCAGGAAAAUGAAUGGGCAUUGGAUUAUUAAUUACAUGUCAUGUUGAUUUAUGUCCCAGACAUUCAUUCAUAUUUAAGCUCCGCUGAUUCUGUUUAUUAUUUAAAAAGAAAAUCGGUCAAGUAUUGUGUGCAAUGUGUAGACUUUACACAUGAAUUUUUAAUUAAACGAUUUAAUUUCAAA